Molecule: messenger RNA, 1884 nt
Organism: Glycine soja
Lineage: Eukaryota; Viridiplantae; Streptophyta; Magnoliopsida; Fabales; Fabaceae
Product: probable serine/threonine-protein kinase PBL5
Exons: 5
Coding region: 187-1644 (485 amino acids)
Biological process (GO): protein phosphorylation
Molecular function (GO): protein kinase activity; ATP binding
Source: RefSeq, a predicted model, not a curated record
UCACCUUGGAGACACCCAGAACAGAAUAUAUUAAAGCUCCAGGAAAAUGGUCACCACAUUAGGACCCUCUUUCUCUUUCUCUCUCUUUUUUCUCAUACACAGUUCGUGACACUCCUUUUUCAUGUUUGGGGACUCUCUUCUGGGCUUUCUUCGGUUUAAGCCUUAGAAGACGGAGAUUAUUAAAACAUGGGUUGCUUUCGUUGCACAGGCAAAUCAAGCAAAAAAACCAACAACAAUAACAUUAAUCACGCCGAGAAGCACACCAAUCACAACGAGAAACAUACUGCUGCUGAUAAGGUCAAAGUUGAUUUGAAUGUGAAUGGUAAACAAGAAGAUAAUAAUCCUAAGCCUGAUCAGCUAUCUCUGGACGUGGAGAAUUUGAAUUUAAAAGAGGUUUCCAAUGAAGGAAAAGUUAACAGUUACCGGGCACAGACAUUUACUUUUGCUGAGCUUGCAGCUGCAACAGGGAAUUUCAGGUCAGAUUGCUUUCUGGGUGAAGGAGGGUUUGGCAAGGUUUAUAAGGGGCGCAUAGAGAAAAUAAACCAGGUUGUAGCAAUAAAGCAACUAGAUCCUCAUGGGCUUCAAGGAAUUAGGGAAUUUGUUGUUGAAGUGUUGACAUUGAGUUUGGCAGACCACCCUAAUUUGGUCAAGUUAAUUGGUUUUUGUGCUGAGGGAGAGCAGAGGCUAUUGGUUUACGAAUAUAUGCCAUUGGGAUCUUUGGAGAAUCAUUUGCACGAUCUUCCGCGUGGUAGAAAACCGAUUGACUGGAAUACAAGAAUGAAAAUAGCAGCUGGUGCAGCUAGAGGCUUAGAGUAUUUGCAUAAUAAAAUGAAACCUCCUGUCAUAUAUCGGGACCUGAAAUGCUCCAAUAUCCUGUUAGGCGAAGGAUAUCAUUCCAAGUUAUCUGAUUUUGGCUUGGCGAAAGUAGGACCAAGUGGUGAUAAAACCCAUGUUUCAACCAGAGUUAUGGGAACAUAUGGAUAUUGUGCCCCAGAUUAUGCAAUGACGGGUCAAUUGACGUUCAAGUCUGAUAUUUAUAGCUUUGGAGUUGUUCUUUUGGAGAUCAUCACAGGCAGGAAGGCGAUCGACAAUACAAAACCUGCUAAAGAACAAAAUCUAGUUGCAUGGGCAAAGCCUUUAUUCAAAAACCGUAAAAGAUUCUGUGAGAUGGUUGAUCCAUUGCUUGAAGGUCAGUAUCCAAUAAGAGGUUUGUACCAAGCUCUUGCUAUUGCUGCCAUGUGUGUUCAAGAACAGCCUAAUAUGCGGCCCGAAACAACUGAUGUGGUUACAGCUCUAAAUUACCUUGCAUCCCAGAAAUACGAUCCCCAAGUUCAUUCAAUACAAAGCUGUAGAAAAGGUUUAUCUUCUCCAAGAGAAAGAAGCAAUGGUCAUAGACGCACUGUCAGUAACGAUUCUGAUCCAAGAGCAAGAAGCCAUGAUCAUAGACGAAUUGUUUGUAAUGGUUCUGAGACAAGAGCAAGAAGCGAAGGUCGUCAUAGACGAACUGUUAGUAUUGGUAAUGGUCAUAGUAGUGGUUCUGAGACAGAAAGCUCUCGAAAAGGUGUAGCUUCUCCAAGGGUGAGAAGUGAUGGUCAUAGACAUUUUGUUAGUAAUGGUUCUGAGACAGACAGUUCUGGAGAUUAGAAAUGUGAUGUGUUUUUGGAUAUUCAUAUUGUAAAAUGCUUAGUUAUCCAAUUUUGCUUCAUAUAAAGAAGAUUCUUCUUUUUGGCUCCUCUAACAUUGGUGUACAUGUGGGCUGGCUUUUUUGUAUUCAAGAUGGAUGCCUCUCCUCGGGAAUUUUUGUUUUGCUCCAUCUUUUAGAAUUUAUCCUCUGCCACAAGAAUCCACUUUUUGAUCUUAAUGAUAAUUGCAGUUCCUGGGUCA